Molecule: messenger RNA, 1263 nt
Organism: Lasiodiplodia theobromae
Lineage: Eukaryota; Fungi; Ascomycota; Dothideomycetes; Botryosphaeriales; Botryosphaeriaceae
Product: Chaperone protein DNAj
Exons: 3
Coding region: 1-1263 (420 amino acids)
Biological process (GO): protein refolding; response to heat
Cellular component (GO): cytoplasm; nucleus; cytosol
Molecular function (GO): ATP binding; Hsp70 protein binding
Source: RefSeq, a predicted model, not a curated record
AUGGUGAGAGAAACGAAGUUCUACGACAUCCUUGGGGUGUCGCCAGAUGCCACCGAGGCACAGCUCAAGUCUGCCUACAAGAAGGGCGCCCUGAAGUAUCACCCUGAUAAGAACGCACACAACCCCGACGCCGCCGAGAAGUUCAAAGAGCUGUCGCACGCAUACGAAGUUCUCUCAGACUCGCAGAAGCGUCAACUCUACGACCAGUUUGGUGAGGAGGGCUUGGAGAAUGGCGGCGGUGCUGGCGGCGGCAUGGCCGCGGAAGACCUCUUCGCACAGUUCUUCGGUGGCGGCGGCGGCUUUGGCGGCAUGUUCGGUGGCGGCAUGAGAGAGUCUGGCCCCAAGAAGGCUCGCACCAUCUCUCACGUCCACAAGGUCUCGCUCGAGGACAUCUACCGCGGCAAGGUUUCGAAGCUCGCGCUGCAGAAGUCCGUCAUCUGCCCCAAGUGCGAUGGCCGUGGAGGCAAGGAAGGUGCUGUCAAGAAGUGCACGGGCUGCGAUGGCCGUGGUAUGAAGAUGAUGAUGCGCCAGAUGGGUCCCAUGAUCCAGCGCUUCCAGACCGUCUGCCCUGACUGCCAGGGAGAAGGAGAGAUCAUCCGCGACAAGGACCGCUGCAAGCAGUGUAACGGGAAGAAGACCGUCAUCGAGCGUAAGGUCCUCCACGUCCACGUCGACAGGGGUGUCAAGAGCGGCACCAGGAUCGAAUUCCGUGGUGAGGGUGACCAGCUUCCCGACUGCGAGCCUGGCGAUGUUGUCUUCGAGAUUGAGCAGAAGCCCCACCCCCGCUUCCAGAGGAAGGAGGACGACCUCUUCUACCAAGCCGAGAUCGACCUCGUCACCGCGCUUGCCGGCGGCGUGCUUCACAUCGAGCAUCUCGACGAAAGGUGGCUGUCCGUCGAGAUUACACCUGGCGAGGUAAUCGCACCUGGUGCCGUCAAGGUUAUCCGCGGUCAGGGCAUGCCCUCAUACAGACAUCACGACUUCGGCAACCUCUACAUCCAGUUUGAUGUCAAGUUCCCGGAGAAGAUUGGCCCGGAGGAAGGCGUGCUCUCCGAGGAAGACAAGGCUGCACUUGAGCGCAUCUUGGGCCCUCGCAAGAUUGAGACGGCCCAGCCUCCGGCCGACGCGAUGGUUGAGGACUUCCCGCUCGAGAACAUCGACCCGACUAGAGAACACGCCAGGGCGCGCGGCGGUGCCUCGAUGGAGGAUGAUGACGACGACAUGCACCCCGGCGCCGAGCGCGUCCAGUGCGCAUCUCAGUAA